AUGUCCGCCACCAGCCUAAGCGUCGACGAGUCGCUAAGUCUUCUGCGAAGCGGCCGCUUCUCCGACUUCACCAUCAAAUGCAAAAGCACAGUCUUUGCCGUCCAUAAGCUAAUGCUGUUGACAAAAAGCGCCUACUUCGAUAUACUCAUCGACAGUCCGUUCAAGGAGGGGGUCGAAGACGUUUACACAUGCCGAGAGACUGAGCCGCGCAUUGUUGCCGUCAUCAUCACCUUCAUCUACACACAACAACUCCAUACCUCGAAGAAGAUCUCCGGUAUCUGGCCAAACAAGUUCUCACGAGAGGUUCACUCGCUUCCCGACCAUGUCGAAGUCUACUUGCUUGCAGACCGCCUGAUGUUAUUCGACCUCAGACGUGCCAUAGGCGAAGUCUUCCUCGAGCGUGUCUCAAAGCGCGUCUAUGAAUAUCUGGGCAAGGAUAUGUAUGCUCACAAGACCUUAAUUCACCAGUUCGUACAGAUGGUAUACGACAAGGUCGGCGAGCGUGACGACUUCCUUCGUCCUGGCGUGACCAAACUUCUACUGGAGAUGGAAGCCAAGUACAGACCAGUCGGAAUCGCCGUGAUCGAUAGCGAGACCUCCGACAGCGAUGUCAGCAGUAGUAGCAGUGACGAGAGUGACGAGGACGAGGAAGAGGUUCGGCGUGGAUCUGGCAAAUCAAGAGCCACCAAGCAGCCAGCUUCCGUCAGAAGGACACAAAUCACCUUUCAGAAGACACUCCAGGAGCUCAUGACCUUGGCUGAAGAGAAGGAUCCGUCUGCUGUACAUUCUGGUCGCCUGUUGGUCCGUGCCUGCUUUGAACGAGUCACAGAUUUAGAGGUGCAGCUCGCCUUUGCUCGAGAUCCUGCGAAUCGCAAGAAGGCACAGCCGGCGAAGCGUCAGCGCGUGGACUGA
Molecule: messenger RNA, 912 nt
Organism: Cyphellophora attinorum
Lineage: Eukaryota; Fungi; Ascomycota; Eurotiomycetes; Chaetothyriales; Cyphellophoraceae
Exons: 2
Coding region: 1-912 (303 amino acids)
Molecular function (GO): protein binding
Source: RefSeq, a predicted model, not a curated record